AUGAAAGUCAUAGUGGAGAAGGAUGAGGAUCUCAUUGGGCUUCUGUUCCUGGGCCACUUAAUAGUGCUCACCUAUGGCCAUCCCAUCUUAAAAACACCAGAGAGUGUGACAAGGAUCUGGAAAGGGGAUGUGAAGAGUCAAUGUAUUUAUGAUCUAUGAAAGGCUACAGUCAAGUUUUGGAUGAAACACUGCUCUGACCUAGUUACCAUCUUCCUACAUGAUUCCUUGGGAGACCAUAUCCAGCACGCAAAAUACAGAGGACACCUGAAAGUGAGCCACAAAGUUCCAGGGGAUGUGUUUCUCCAGAUGAAUACCCUACAGAUUGAUGACAGGAGCUACCACUGUCCAUGUGUGGUCACCUGGCAGACUCCUGAUAGAAAACAAGUGAUGAGAGAUAAGGUUAUUGAGCUCCAUGUUGAAAAUUCAACAACAAUGAAUUCAGCCACUGAUCAGACCGUUAAUGGAAAACUUGAAGGGACCAUUGUUAACCCAGGAAAUAAACUUUCAAUCUUUCCCAUCAUCUUCACCAUCUCUCUUUGCUACGUUGUGGGCACCAUAGCUUCUAUCAUGUUCUACCAUAGGACGUUCCAACAAGCCAUUCUGAUGUGUAUAAGUAGGGUGUGUGCCAGGGAAAUGAGCAACUCUGAAGAAACAAGGGACACCAUAGCGAGUGGGUACUUUCAUGAAUCAUAUUCUCAGGCUCUAAUCAAUGACUAUUCUGGUAAGCCCUGCCUGGGUCAGGAAUACCAAAUAACUACCAGAUCAACAAUGACUAUUCCUUCUGGCUGA
Meriones unguiculatus (Mongolian gerbil) is the source of this 789-nucleotide messenger RNA. It is a transcript of the gene Vsig4, whose product is annotated as V-set and immunoglobulin domain containing 4. Lineage: Eukaryota; Metazoa; Chordata; Mammalia; Rodentia; Muridae. The record is from RefSeq and is a predicted model, not a curated record. Gene Ontology annotation, biological process: negative regulation of interleukin-2 production; negative regulation of macrophage activation; negative regulation of T cell proliferation. Gene Ontology annotation, molecular function: complement component C3b binding.